Prinia subflava (tawny-flanked prinia) is the source of this 2659-nucleotide messenger RNA. RefSeq names its product palladin-like. The transcript has 4 exons. Gene Ontology annotation, biological process: axon guidance; dendrite self-avoidance; homophilic cell-cell adhesion. Lineage: Eukaryota; Metazoa; Chordata; Aves; Passeriformes; Cisticolidae. The record is from RefSeq and is a predicted model, not a curated record. Gene Ontology annotation, molecular function: cell-cell adhesion mediator activity. Gene Ontology annotation, cellular component: plasma membrane; axon. Bases 16 to 738 code for a protein of 240 amino acids.
CUCCUCCAGUGUUUCAUGUGGCUAAAACAAUUUCCCCCUGUUCUCUUUACACUCAAGGUUAGUGGAUUACCAACUCCAGACUUAAGCUGGCAACUUAAUGGCAGACCAAUUCACCCUGACAGCUCUCACAAAAUGUUGGUGCGUGAGAAUGGGGUGCACUCACUGAUCAUAGAACCGGUCACCUCCAGAGAUGCUGGAAUCUACAUGUGCAUUGCCAGCAAUCAGGCUGGUGAAAAUUCAUUCAGCCUGGAGCUCACUGUUGCAGCUAAGGAAGUACAAAAGGCACCUGUGUUUAUAGAGAAGCUACAAAACACAGGUGUGACUGAGGGAUUCCCAGUGAGAUUGGAGUGUCGAAUCUCAGGGGAGCCAUCUCCUCAGAUAUUUUGGAAGAAAGAGAAUGAGUCACUCACAUACAACACUGACCGAGUGAGCAUGCACCAGGAUAACUACGGCUACAUUUGCCUGCUUAUUCAGGGAGCUACAAAGGAGGAUGCUGGCUGGUACACUGUUUCAGCUAAGAAUGAGGCUGGGAUUGUGUCUUGCACUGCCAGGUUGGAUGUUUAUACUCAGUGGCAACAACCCCCUCAGCAGACCAAGCCAAAGAAGGUGCGGCCCUCAGCCAGCCGAUACGCUGCUCUCUGUGACCAAGGACUAGACAUCAAAGCAGCUUUCCAGCCGGAGGCAAAUCCAGUCCACCUGACAAUGCAGCCUGGCCUGGUAGAGAGCGAUGAUCUGUAGAUUCAACUGCCACUUCCAUCAUUUUCUUUCAAAGCAGAAACACUGAAAGCCAUUGCCUUGACCAAUGAUACUCCUAUGUCACUUUAUGCAAGGGCAGACACCUUCAUGUACAAAAGAUAAACAACAAACACAGUAACCAUAUAUUCCUUAUUCAUUAUACCAAAAUAGAAGAAUAGAUAGAUUAUUAAUAGAAAUGUUCACAUUGCACAACAAAUCACACUCACCAGUUCCUUAACCUAUGUUACUUCAUAAUCCUUUUCAUAGAGGCCAAAAUGCAUCAGAGAGAAAGAUUCUUCACUACAUACCUUCAUAAGCAGUAAGUAGAUGCUACACAAUUUUAACGGUGCAAGACAUUUUCUUCUAGGGCUAUCAACAGUUCUAAAAUGGCUACACAUUCUGACAGCUACGAUGAACAUGUGCAAUAUUAUAGGAACAAAACAGGAAGGGACAAGGAAAAGAAAUAUAAGCAAAUGCUGUAUCUCUGCAAACUGCUUUCUAUUCAACAAUGAAAAAAAAAAUCUUUCUUUCAGUGCUGUUAGUAUGGACAUCAACACCCUAACUUUCCCUUCAUUUGUGUUUUUUCUUUUUGCCAUCUCAGAGGAGUCUUAUUUACAAACAUAUAGCAAUGGAGUCUGAGCAGAAGUAAUUUUACUUCUGCAGGACAACAAAGAAGAGUUGACACAUAGUAACAAUCAACUCCAGAUUACACCUUGGUAGCUAGAUGUGAAAAAAAUGCUGAUAGUAUAAACCACUGCAGUGAGUUACUGCAAAGGGUGGGAGAGGGACCGGACAAGAGGUUGGAAUUCUCUGGAUUUCUGGACAGCAGUGUGUAACCUUGUAAUCCUCCCAUUCAAGAUUUUGAAAUUCUAAGGUGAGCUGAAAACUAGGGAGUGUAUGUAUGGAGUGUUUGUUUAAAGCUUCUGUAAUAUGUAUGAGGAUUUUAGAAAUGUAUAGUAAGUGAAAAAUGGGUUGAAACUGCAAUACGGAUUUAAGUGACAAGUAUACACCACAGGUGAUCGGUUUGCAAAUCUGAGGAAGUAGAAAAUGAAGAUAGACAAAAAAAUCCAAUUUGCUUUUUUUUUUUUUCUUCUUCAUAUGUCUCUAGUAGAUUUUAUUUUUUCCUUCUCCUGACUGCAGGCAAACGUCAACUCUUUUGAACGGUAGAGUCUGUGUACCAUAGGUGAAAAGCCUGAAGGCUGCUUACAGAAUGCAAGGCAAAUACACUUGGAAGAAGAGCCCCACUUAAGUCACACCUGACUAGGUAGUUUUAAAUUAGAACCAAAUGAAUUUCAGUUGAAGGAAAGGGAAGGAGAAUGGAUGGAAGAAUUACUAGGACUGACAAGGAAAAUGAGUGUUUGAUGGUACGAGCUACAAUACUUUGCUAGGAAAGGAAAACACUGUAUUCCUUAUAUGAAGCACAUAUAUGGUAUCUUUCAUUAUUUAUAAUAAAAGUGUUGAAAUCUUUUAUCUCAGUUCAUUUAUUCAGAAGUCCUGUACUUAGGGGGUUGUUUGUUGGGUUUUUUUUAAAUUUUGUAAUUGUGUACACCAUAUAUUGCAUUACUGCUAUACGUGUAUUGCUUUGUAAGUACACAAAGUUUGUGGGUUUUUUUAGUGACUAAUAAACUUUAGCACACAAGGUAGUACUAUUCUGGUGCAGGAUAUGACUAGUAAUGGGAAUGGUUAAUCUAGAUUAACAUCAUAGUCUGCCAGGUGGGAAUAAUCUGAUUUUAUUCUAGAAGUAUGUCAUAUCUUUUGCCAAAUUGUCCUCAACUGUGACAUGCUAAUUUACUUUUUUGUUUAGCUUCACUAGCAUUAUUUUGCCACCUUUUAUUUGUAUUUAUAAAAAUGUAUCAUCAUUACUUUGGACUGUUGUGCUGAUAUAAUGUGAGUUUAACAUCAAUAAAUAUUACACAAAUAGAAA